Messenger RNA from Cucurbita maxima (winter squash), 924 nucleotides. Its product is annotated as myb family transcription factor PHL5-like. The record is from RefSeq and is a predicted model, not a curated record. The transcript has 9 exons. Gene Ontology annotation, molecular function: DNA-binding transcription factor activity; DNA binding. Lineage: Eukaryota; Viridiplantae; Streptophyta; Magnoliopsida; Cucurbitales; Cucurbitaceae. The coding region runs from base 124 to 879 and encodes 251 amino acids.
CGGAUGUUAAUAAUGAGAUCCUGAGGGACCGUUGGGCAAUAAUUGAAGUUGGCAGGACUGCAGUUGCAACAAAUUGCAAUAUCAUGAUCAUAAUUGACGGUAACAAGGUUUUUUCAUCAUCAAAUGCACCUGGAUGACGACACAACAACGAAUAGCUACAGCCAAAAUCACUCAAAAAAGCUCUCUUAUUUGGGAUCGCCAUUGCUUGAUUUCUAUGUUUUUGAAGGAUGUGAAACUUUCUCUGAAGCAGAGUCUUCAUUUGUAUCUUCCAACACUGAAGAUGAUCAACAUCACCUUCCUUUCUCAUCUUUUACUUUUGAUUCAUCAAAGCAUCAAGGAGAAGCUCAAGAACAAUCAAGCUGUUGCCAAGAGCUCAAUGGUGACUGUUCCUGGUCAUGGGAAGAGUUAAUGGGGAAUGAGAACAAAAAGUCAAAAUCAAGGAUUGGUUGGAAGAAGCGAAUUAAAUGGACUGAAGAACUUCACCAGAAAUUCAUGAAUUGUGUGGAUCAGCUUGGUGGCACUCAAAAAGCCACACCAAAGCAACUCCUUCACUUGAUGAAAACUGAAGGAUUGACUCUCAUCCAUAUAAAAAGCCACUUGCAGAAAUGCCGCAUUUCUCAGCAUAUUCGAGAUUUUUCAAAAGCAGGAAAACCUGAGAGAAAAACUGACAAAGAACUGAUGCUGGCCAACCAAAACAGAGGGAAGCAGCUGGUGGAAUCUGCGAGACAACUACUUGCUACACACAGUAGUUUGAAUGAACAAUUGGAGGUUCAGAAGAACUUGAUAUCAGCUAUUGAAGAACAAAUGAAGCAACUGAGAGGAGUUUUAGAACGAAGAGGGAAAGCUGUUGUAUUUAGAAAUGAGGAAGAGAGAAAAUAAAAUGGGGUAUGGUUGAAUCAGAAAAAUGUGUUCUUUCUACUGUCA